AUGGAGAAUCUGAUGUACCCCGCUAAAGCUUACAACGAAAAACGGGCGAAGCGCUUUGCAAAACUGAUGACGUUUAUUCAGACUUCCAUUACCGAUGCCAAGGACAAUAUAGCCUACACCGAGAAACUUACAGCUUCUGUCGUUAAACAAAUUGAAGUAGGCCUCAAACGUGAAGGUCAGCAUAACAUUGGGGACUUGCUGAACACUCUUGACACUGCUUGGGCCAAUGAUGCGAAGGAAAAUUAUGAACAAGUUUUAGACAUUUGCAAAGACCACAGUAACUUCCUGGGGCCAGAAGUAGCAACAUCUGCGCUCAUUGCAUCUAUCACAGGGACAAUCGGGCUUUCCGGUAGAUUCUUCUGCCACCUUCAUUUUCCUUGA
Molecule: messenger RNA, 381 nt
Organism: Penicillium soppii
Lineage: Eukaryota; Fungi; Ascomycota; Eurotiomycetes; Eurotiales; Aspergillaceae
Exons: 2
Coding region: 1-381 (126 amino acids)
Source: RefSeq, a predicted model, not a curated record